AAUAUCCUUUCAUUCGUUUUUGUCUCUCUCUUCCCUCUCUCUCCAACACCAUAAAAUAGCAGAGGAGAGAGAAGAAAGAAGAGAAAAGGGGCUCCUUGAUUUUCAUCCUCUCUAACUUUUCCCGAGAAAAAUUGCAGAAAGAGAAAGAGGAAAGGGAAAUUUAGAGAGAGAGAUGGAGAAGAGAGACGACAAUGGGGUGGACGUGAAGGUGGUUGGCCGGGUAGUGGGACCCAAUAAUAUUAAGUUCCCGUUGAGCUUCUGGGAGGUGGCUCUGGCUUCCACCGUCGUAUUGGGCUUCUUGUUUGGCCUUCUGGGUGUUUACCUGACCAUGCCCGCAUCGGAUUACAGCUUCCUCAAGCUUCCCCGUAGCCUCCAAGAGCUUCAAAUCCUCAGAGUUCACCUCGAGGACUACACAAGUGACUACACCGCGCAGGUUCUGUUAGGGUACUGCAUGGUUUAUAUUUUCAUGCAGACUUUCAUGAUCCCUGGUACCGUAUUUAUGUCCCUGCUUGCCGGUUCCCUUUUUGGAGUCUUCAAAGGUGUAGCCUUGGUGGUGUUUAACGCCACUGCUGGUGCAUCUUCUUGUUAUUUCUUGUCGAAGCUGAUCGGGAGGCCCAUUGUCAUCUCUCUUUGGCCUGACAAGCUGCAAUUUUUCCAAAACCAGGUAGCUAAAAGAAGGCAGGGACUAUUGAACUAUAUGUUGUUUCUACGAUUAACUCCGACCUUGCCAAAUACAUUUAUUAAUCUUGCUUCACCAAUAGUUGAUGUGCCUUACCAUAUUUUCUUACUGGCAACUUCAAUUGGUCUGAUACCAGCUGCUUACGUCACUGUCAGGGCUGGAUUAGCUCUUGGAGAGUUACGAUCCCUUGGGGAUCUCUAUGACUUCAACUCGAUAGCCACCUUGUUCUUCAUUGGAGUUGUCUCAAUUACUCCCACGCUAGUGAGCAAGAACAAAGCAUAGUAUUUCACUUACUGAACUUUGCUUGGUGUACAUGAGGACCUUGUUCUGCUUGCAGCCGUUUGGGUACCUAUGUCCGCCGUUGGAUAUAACUGCCUCGUUAUGUAGAAGGCGUGUCUGUGUCCUUGGAUGGAAUUUGUUGACUGUCAUGUUUCAUUCGGGCUGUGGGUUUGGGGUUAAAUGUGUAUGUAACUUCGAUUUCAGCGGUAAGAUUUUAUAGGGUAUGUGCAUCAUCAUCAAGAAAAAUGUAAAGGCAUUCUCUAGUCAAUUUCUGACUAGUCGCAGCUCUAGUGUUGAAUAAUGAAAGUACCAAGAUGAUAUUAGUAUUGUUUUUCAUACA
Malus domestica (apple) is the source of this 1298-nucleotide messenger RNA. RefSeq lists its product as uncharacterized. The record is from RefSeq and is a predicted model, not a curated record. NCBI's taxonomy places the organism in Eukaryota, Viridiplantae, Streptophyta, Magnoliopsida, Rosales, Rosaceae.